Messenger RNA from Aquila chrysaetos chrysaetos, 2649 nucleotides. RefSeq names its product chromosome 5 C17orf58 homolog (gene C5H17orf58). Gene Ontology annotation, molecular function: protein binding. The transcript is spliced from 4 exons. The record is from RefSeq and is a predicted model, not a curated record. NCBI's taxonomy places the organism in Eukaryota, Metazoa, Chordata, Aves, Accipitriformes, Accipitridae. Bases 1220 to 2152 code for a protein of 310 amino acids.
CAUAUGAGCUCACUUCAUCCUUAGUUUAAAUUCCUAUUUCCGUAGUAGCUAUCUUGGGAUACUUUUGGAAUUAAAGUGUUUAAAAUAACAGAGGAAAAAUAAAGAUAAAUAAAUGCUGCAGCAGAAAUUUAACACACUAACAGAUGUGUUAAAAUUUCAUUUAUUUUGCAUACUAUUCUGACUAAUUUUCUGUAUCUUCACCCAUAGCUGCUUGAGAUAAAGCCCUGAACUUUUAAGAAUUCUAUUAAACUGCUUAAUUACGGCAUUACACAACAAACAGUAUUUGAAGUAGGCAAUACCUGGACCGCAUGACAGGGUCAUUACUGAGGAGUAGAUUUUCUGUUGGGGGGGUGGGUUUCGGGAGCUGGGAUAUAGUGCUUUUAUGGGGUUUUUAAGUUGUUCAUCGCACCUUAAAGUCAUGAAUGAGUUCACUAACUUUCACAACAUCCAGUAGCAGUUAGUGAGAUAAACUGUCACAAUGGAAAUCUUGUCUAGCAAUAAGGUCACCCAUUUCAACUGGGAACAUAGAAAUAAGCCUACUUAAUUCAGGAUGGGCUUUGUGCGUGAAAAUUUGCAGAGUUCUUCAUGUUAGCAAAUACAGAUUUAAAAAUAAAGCUGUAUCUGGGGUCAGCAGAGCUUUACCUUGGACUGGACAGCAACUAUUGCAUUUUUCAGUCUGAAAAGAAUCACUGGAAAGGGUUCCUUAAACUAAAAGAGAUUACCAGCUGCAUGAGUGGAGAUGGCCAGAAAUACCUAAAUAUGUUUCAUUGUAACACACAUCAUUUACAGACACUGAAUUGCAGAGGUGAUGCAUGUUCCAGCAUCUAUCAAUUGCACUUUAUAAUGUAGUUCUCCAUAGAGAGUAAACCCAUAUUUGUUCUGUAUGAUUUUCUCUACAAAAUCCCAUAGGAAGCAAGACCUUCCCCCAAAAUAAAAAUCUGUUGCUAAAAACAUAUAUCCAUAUGUUAUUCACGGAAACACAGGUGACUGCAGGCGGUAUAGACUUGUGUGUAUAUGGGGAAGGGGGGUGUCCGUGCGCAUUCCUCCUAAGCAGGGGUAGUGGGAGGCUAGCGGGGACGGCAGCAGCUUGGUCUUGCUCCAGUGGGUUGUCCAGUGAGUGAUUCCUGUUUCCCCUAAGGCUGCCUCUCAUUAGCAUGAAUCGGGGGAAGGGCAUAAAAGACUCCAGUUCAUUUUGAGUCUGGAAAAACUUUACUUCAAAAUGACAACCAAAGUGUUCUGGCUCCUCUGCUUUGUCAUUAGAUCACCUUCCAGCUCAGUGGCCGGAUCCCUGCCCUAUGCUGAGAAACCCAGUCAGACUCUCAGCAAAGAUGCUUAUAGUUCAGCAGACGCUGCACCUGGCCAAGUCAAACUGCCAGCCUGGGGCACCAGCAGCACCAGAGAGAAUCACACGGAACGCUGGCCAAAACCUCCUGAAAUCAUCUCCCUCUUGUCAGACAAAAAGAAACGCACCAAACCUUCUGUAGAAAACAGCACAGGGCUGAGGAAAUGUCUUUUGCAGUAUGGAGGGGCUCUGGCUCUGGAGAGCCCAACUGAAGGGCCUUCUCCUGCCACCUUUGACUUCAACCACGCAAACAGAAAGCACGCGGAUAGACGGCUGGCUGAGGCUGCCAACAGCGUGUCAGCUCACUUCCAUCACGCAGCAUCUUCCUAUCAAAAGAUGACAUCCUUAGUGGAGGCUUAUCCUUUUCCAAACUCUGGAGCAGUGGAGUCAGAUGAUCCUAACACGCUGGAUCACUUCAACCGACCAGGCAAGAUAAUCCCCUAUAAACAUACUGAUCCCUUCAAAAAGAUCACCAAACCCUCCUGGGUCACCAACCGCCAGUCAUCCAGCUUGCCGUACCACUUCAGUGCGCUGAAGAAAGAUGCUGAUAAGGAAAAGGCAUGUCUGACCGAGUGCAGGAAAGAGAGAGACGAAGUGGAGGCCUACUGUGCGAGUGAAUUCGGCAGCAGAUACAUUGUGAUGGGUCGGAUCUACCACAAGAGACGACAGAUCCCUGCAAACCUGCUGCAGUUCCUGCGAGGGCGCCUGAGGCCGGGGGAUGGCUUGCUUAGAAGCAGCAGCAGCUACGUGAAGAGAUUCAAUAGGAAGAGGGAUCGCACAGUGCAAGCGGCUCACACUAAAUGUAGAUAAGGCUCCAGUAACCUCCGUCUAGGAUACAGACAGCAGCAGAAUUCAUCUACCAGAAUAAACCUGGCCAUGGUUUAGCAACAGCGGGCGGUUAGUUCUCCUCACCUCUGAAAGUGGUUGCGAUACGACACUUGCUUUUGCGCUUUAGCAAACGCUAACUGAAUGUCUUGACGAGGUACAGAUAUAUUGUGAAGUUUAGCACAAAAGUCAGUCUAGGGAAUGUUAAAUGGUCAUGAAUUUGCUCCAGCUGUUUUCAGAGCCACAGGUUAUUAUUGCCUCCCCUCUUGUAACGUACACCUAAUAAUCUGUAGUAAUUGUAAAGUAAAAUUCUGCAGAUGUUGUUCUAGGUCCACAAAAAGUAACUGCACUUUCAAACCCUUAACCUUGAAUGAAUGUUAGAUGAUACCAUAGCUUUAUCUAUAGAGGAUGUCCACUGUGUUUUCACACAAUUCUGCCUAAAGUAUUACAUGCAUUUUAUUCAAAAGAAACCAACAAAACUA